Messenger RNA from Cygnus atratus (black swan), 1803 nucleotides. RefSeq names its product ADP ribosylation factor like GTPase 10 (gene ARL10). The transcript is spliced from 4 exons. Gene Ontology annotation, molecular function: GTP binding; GTPase activity. The record is from RefSeq and is a predicted model, not a curated record. Bases 119 to 820 code for a protein of 233 amino acids. NCBI's taxonomy places the organism in Eukaryota, Metazoa, Chordata, Aves, Anseriformes, Anatidae.
GACGCUGGGGGCGGGCGCAGCCGUGGUGUUGCACAUCUGGCAGGUUGCACGGCUGGCAGGUUGCACAUCUGGCCGCACCGCUGGCUCGCACGGCCCUGCCACAGGGUGCCGGUGCCGCAUGGCUCCCCCCAGAGCUCUCCGGGACCUGACCUUGGCCCUGGGGGCCGCCGUGGUAGCGCUGGGCUCCCUCCUCUUCAUCGCCUGGAAGCUCUACUUCCGCGACACCGAGCUGGGCGCCAGCUGGGACAGCUGGUGGGAGCGGGAGGUGCAGGAGCUGCGGGACCGAGCCCCCGCCGGCAGCACGGUGGAGUGGAAGCAGGUGCUGGUGCUGGGGCUGGACGGAGCGGGGAAGAGCAGCGUCCUGCACUACAUCUGCAGCCAGACGGCCAGAAAACGCAUCCCUCCCACCCUGGGCUUCAACUCUGCCCAGCUGCACGUCGAGGGGCUGGAGAUGGACCUGCUGGAGGUCGGCGGCAGCCAGAACCUGCGAGCGUACUGGUCCCACUACCUGAGCGAGGCCCACGUGCUGGUCUUCGUGGUGGACUCUGUGGACAGGUCGCGCCUGCGGACGGCCCGCCAGGAGCUGCACGCGCUGCUGGAGGAGGAGCCCCGGCUGCCCCUGGUCGUGCUGGCCAACAAGCAGGAUAAGAGCGAUGCCCUGAGCACGGAGGAGCUGCAGGAGGAGCUGGGCCUGCACUCGCUCAGCGGCCAGCGGGAGCUCUUCCUCCUGCCCACCAGCGCGACCUGGGCCAGCCUGAGCACGGCCACCAGCGUGCUCCGUGUGAGGAGCCUGCUGGUCAGCCUGCUGUCCCAGCCCUGAGCCCGGGCAGGCUCCUGCUGGGACUCGUCAGCAGGUCCCACGGCACGUGCGGCACGCACCCCGCGAGGUUUGGGAUUGAGCUGAUGCGCGGCUGCCCUCGGGGACACGAGCAGCAGGCUCUCUGCCACGGGGAGAGGGCAGCCGCCCCCCUAAAUCAGGGGGCAAAACCUCCAUUGGGAGGCACGAGCAGCACCCUGACCUCCUGGUGAGCGGGAAACACAGCACGGGCAGGGCCCUGCACCUACACGGCAGCCCUGCAGGAUAUUGGGGCUCAAUUGCCAAGCUAGCUGCCCAGCAGGCUCCCCUGGGACAGGUGAGAGGCACAGAGCAGCGUGGCAGCCACGAGGAAGCUCUCGGGGGGCAGGAGCAAGUCCCUCGCCCUGCUGUGAUGGCAACAGGGGCCCAGGCAGCACAGCUUGCGAUGCCCCUGGCCUCCCUGGAGCCGAUGUGGCUGAUGCAGCCCCAAACAAGGGGAGGAAACCACCCCCUGCUCACAGCUUUCCUGUGCUGAUGAAGGCUACGUGGGCUCUCCAGCCCAAAAAGCAGGCUGAGAUGCUGCUCACGCAGCCCCGUGCCACAGCCCUGCCGCCCAGGCUGGCCUGGCGCACAGCUGUGGGAAUAACCAGCUCGGGCUGCGCACAGCUCGCCUUCAACCUCUAUUUUAAAAGUCCUGUUGAGCAGAGGUGGAAGCAGGCACCGCGCAGCCCUGCUCUGCUCCUUCAUCCUGAACGGGGGGCCAAGGAUGUGCUGCUGCUUGGUAGGAAUUUGCCCCGCUGCGUGUUCUCCCUCCUCAGGGCUCAGAGGCCGCAGACAGCCCUGCCCGCGGGUGGGCAGGCUGCUGCCAGGCACAGCGCUGGGCCCCGGAAAACUGAUAGAAGCUGGGGAGCGCUCUGGGGGAAGGGACUACAUGCCGGCCAGUCUCUGCUGUGAAACCCUUUGUACGGUUGCUCCUUCCUCUUGUCAAUAAACGAGGCAAAUCUCUC